Nerophis lumbriciformis (worm pipefish) is the source of this 1308-nucleotide messenger RNA. Its product is annotated as angiopoietin-related protein 4-like. The record is from RefSeq and is a predicted model, not a curated record. Lineage: Eukaryota; Metazoa; Chordata; Actinopteri; Syngnathiformes; Syngnathidae. Gene Ontology annotation, biological process: blood coagulation.
AAGAGACCAAAGAUGAAAACGCCUCAGACUGUCACCCUCCUGCUCGUGCUGCUCAUCAACGCCGCAGCAGCUUUCCCUGUGGACAGAAGGGAUAAGCAAGCCUCCUGGGACGACAUCAACGUGGUGACCCACGGUCUGCUGCAGCUGGGCCAGGGGCUCAAGGAGCAUGUGGACAAGUCCAAAGUCAUGAUGCGGGACAUCAGCGGCAAACUGAAAGCCUUCAACAGCACCAUAACUGCGCUUGAGAGAAAGCAGCAGGAGCAGGAUGAAGAUCUCAAAGCCCGGGAGGUGGAGGCCACGAGUGAGGCGAUGGCCAAGGUGGAUGAGGUGAUGAAGCAGAACGAAGACAUCUACUCACGCAUGGACAGCCUUGAGGAGAAAGUGAACCAAGAGUUUAAAGUGACACUGAACACCAGCUUCAACGAUGACAACUCGGCGAAGUCGUUUGUUCAGAGAGUCCUGGCUGCUCAGAACAGACGCAUCGACCAGCUGGUGGACAAGAUCAGGCAGCAACAAGACAAGCUGGAGAAGCAGAGUUUACACCUGCAGGCACUGCAGAGAAAGGUUGCACACAAAGGUGUCAAAUACCACAGGCGCAGGGAUGAGGAGGAAACCAUUCUGAGGGGCAAUGCAGCUCCAAGUGACAGCAGAGUCGGCUCGGCCCGAGAUUGCCAUGACCUGUUUGUACACGGGCAGCGAGCCAGCGGCGUCUACACCAUCCAACCCCACGACUCACAGCCGUUCACCGUUUUCUGUGAAAUGAGCUCAGAAGGUGGAUGGACCGUCAUCCAGAAGCGUUUUGACGGAUCCCAGAACUUUAAUCAGCUUUGGGAGAGCUAUAAAAAAGGAUUCGGGAGUCUAAACGGUGAAUUCUGGUUGGGCUUGGAGAACAUACACGCAAUCGCCAAACAAGGGCAGUACAUGCUGCAGGUGGAGCUCUCUGAUUGGACGGGAGAGAUGCAGGCAAUCCAUUAUGGCUUCCAACUGGACGCUGAGGAGGAGAAGUAUGCUCUCCACCUGGAGGAGGAGUCUGGAGUUGACCUGACAGGUGCCAAGGGUCUUCCCUUCUCCACAGCCGACCGCGACAAUGACAUGGCCGCCAACACCAACUGCGCUGAGCUUCACUCAGGAGGUUGGUGGUUCAGCAGCUGCGGCGCAUCCAACCUUAACGGCAAAUAUCCCCGAAGGCUCGGCCCGGUCAGGAGGUCGCGGCCUAGAACGAUGUUUUGGGUGGACAAAAAGGGACAAGACACCCCACUGAGAACAACUCUUCUGAAGCUUGCACCUUUGUCUGUAAAACUAGAAUAA